This is a messenger RNA of Dipodomys ordii (Ord's kangaroo rat), 2466 nucleotides long. RefSeq names its product ephrin-B1 (gene Efnb1). Gene Ontology annotation, cellular component: plasma membrane. The coding region runs from base 698 to 1735 and encodes 345 amino acids. The record is from RefSeq and is a predicted model, not a curated record. The transcript has 5 exons. Gene Ontology annotation, biological process: ephrin receptor signaling pathway; axon guidance. Gene Ontology annotation, molecular function: ephrin receptor binding. NCBI's taxonomy places the organism in Eukaryota, Metazoa, Chordata, Mammalia, Rodentia, Heteromyidae.
GGAGUCUAUGCGCGCUGGACAGCAGUGGGAGGUGUGUGCGACUAGCUGUGGCCGCAGACCUUCGGGCUCAACCGCCGGGAGACUAACACUCGGUGACGGGGCUGCCGGGCUACCGGGCCCAGCUUUCAGAGGCGUAAACUGAUGAGACUGGCUGGUUCGGCAGUGUCUCCUUGGUCUUUUAAGUACACCAAGCGGGGACCCGCGCUGAAGUAGAAGCUGUCUAGGGGAGCACAAGCCCGGAGUCCCAGUGUGGCACGGAGGAACGGAGCCCGUGCCAGGGCAACCCAAUCGGGAGCCUGGGGACCGAGCCCGCGUUUACGGGAGAUCCCCGCUUCUUCCCAGGGGUGUCAAUCCCGGGACUAUCGAGGAGUCUGGACCGUCAACGAAUCCUCGGUGGGGAGAUCCCAUUGGGAAGAGGGCGCGGAGUCCCAAAUAGUCUCGGGGAGCCGAGCCGAAUCAGGCGGGAUCACCCGGGGGCGCCGAGCCCUCGGAGGCCGCAGCUCAUGCCAGGGUUGGGGGCGCCUGCCCAGUGAGUCCUCCUGGCCGGCCGGGCGGAGGAGAGCGACACCGAAGCCGGCGGCUACGGAGGAUGGGCGCCUGAGUGGCUCGGAGCGAGCGCAGCGCGGCACAGGCAGGCAACGCAAGCUUUGCUGAGGAGGCGCCAGGGGAUCCCUCAGUGCAUCCUGCCCCCGGGAAGAUGGCCCGGCCUGGGCAACGUUGGCUCAGCAAGUGGCUUGUGGCAAUGGUCGUGUUGACGCUGUGCCGGUUGGCCACACCGCUGGCGAAGAACCUGGAGCCCGUGUCCUGGAGCUCCCUCAACCCCAAGUUCCUGAGUGGGAAGGGCUUGGUGAUCUACCCGAAGAUUGGAGACAAGCUGGACAUUAUCUGCCCCCGAGCAGAAGCGGGGCGGCCCUAUGAGUACUACAAGCUGUACUUGGUACGGCCAGAACAGGCAGCUGCCUGCAGUACUGUGCUGGACCCCAACGUGCUAGUCACCUGCAACAGACCACAGCAAGAAAUCCGCUUUACCAUCAAGUUCCAGGAGUUCAGCCCCAACUACAUGGGCCUGGAGUUCAAAAAGUACCAUGAUUACUACAUUACCUCGACAUCUAAUGGGAGCCUGGAGGGGCUGGAGAACCGGGAGGGAGGUGUAUGCCGUACACGCACCAUGAAGAUUGUCAUGAAAGUUGGACAAGAUCCCAAUGCUGUGACACCUGAGCAACUAACUACCAGCCGGCCCAGCAAGGAGGCAGACAACACUGUCAAGACAGCCACCCAGGCCCCUGGCCGGGGCCACCAGGGUGACUCUGAUGGCAAGCAUGAGACUGUGAACCAGGAAGAGAAGAGUGGCUCAGGUGCAGGUGGGGGCAGCAGCGGGGAUGCCGACAGCUUCUUCAACUCCAAGGUGGCAUUGUUUGCAGCCGUUGGUGCUGGCUGUGUCAUCUUCCUUCUCAUCAUCAUCUUCCUGACCGUCCUACUACUUAAGCUACGCAAGCGACACCGCAAGCACACACAGCAGCGAGCCGCUGCCCUGUCACUCAGUACCCUGGCCAGUCCUAAAGGGGGUAGUGGCACAGCGGGCACUGAGCCCAGCGACAUCAUCAUCCCUUUACGGACUACAGAGAACAACUACUGCCCCCACUAUGAGAAGGUGAGUGGGGACUACGGGCACCCCGUCUACAUCGUCCAGGAGAUGCCACCCCAGAGCCCAGCGAACAUCUACUACAAGGUCUGAGUGCCCAAAGCAGCUUUGAGCCCCGAGGGACAGAUGGCCUGGAUGGACCUCUCCUUUGUCCCCCACACCCUUCCCCUUGCCAGCUGUGCCCACCUUUGUAUUUAGUUUUGUAGUUUCUUGGCUUUUAUAAUUCCCCUUUUUCCUGCCCCCUGGGCUUUGGAGGGGGGUGCUUGUGACCCUGACCCCCAUGCUCUCGUGCCUUCCCCCUCUGGCCAGGCCUGUGGGCUCUGUGGGGGCGCCCUUUCUUGGAGGGCAGGGUUGGACACUGAUGGACAGUAGGCAGGGAGACAGCCCCCUGGCCCUGCCCCCUCCCUCACUCCCUUUCCCUUUCCCAGGACUGCUCGUCCACUAUCAUCAUCACUGUUUUUUAAUGCUUUUAUGUUCGUUUUUUUUUAGCUGUCAACUCAUUUUCAUCUGUUUUUGAAUAAAAAUGGAAAAAAUGUACAAGGUAGCCCCUCCCCAGGCUUUCUGAGCCUGGCCUGACCCAGUAUAGGAGGGCCUGGGGCAGGAUGUGGCCAGCCAGGAAGCAUAGGAUGGCAUUUCUUUUAUAGACUCCUUGGUAUUUCAGGGGUGGGGUGUGGGGGAGGGCUGGCCAGGGCUGUUCCUGACCAUGAGGGAAUAGGAGAGUGCUACUGGGCAAAGUGUCCCACCAUCCACUCCUGACCCUCCUUCCAUAAAGCUCAUCCUGGCAGUGGGGUAAUGGCUGCCACCCUUCCACCAAAAAAAAAAAA